AGAGAGAGAGAGAGAGAGAGAGAGAGAGAGAGAGAGAGAGAGAGAGAGAGGCGCACGGGACAGGAGCAUACCGGUCGGACUCGGAAGUCGCGAGGAUGGAGAUCCGUCCGGACCGUUUUAAGGCUCAGGCAGGAAAAACUUUGGGAAAAAUACACAGACUCCUCGAGAAACGGCAGCAGAAUGGUGAGACUAUCGAGCUGUCAGCUGAGGGCCGUCCGGAGCUGGUGGAGGAGAAGGAGCUUCCCAUCGUGGACUGCACGUGUUUCGGGAUGCCUCGUCGUUACAUCAUCGCCAUCCUGUCAGGCCUGGGCUUCUGCAUCUCGUUCGGCAUCCGCUGUAACCUGGGUGUGGCCAUCGUCAGCAUGGUCAACGACCACACGGUGUACUACGGAAAGAAACCUGUCAUAGUGGAGGCUCAGUUCACAUGGGACCCCGAGACAGUAGGGAUGAUACAUGGCUCAUUCUUCUGGGGUUACAUCGUUACGCAAAUCCCCGGGGGAUUCAUAUGCCAAAAGUUUGCCGCUAACAGGGUGUUUGGCUUUGCCAUUGUGGCCACGUCAACGCUGAAUAUGCUGAUCCCAGCAGCAGCAAGAGUUCACUAUGGGUGUGUUAUCAUGGUCAGGGUUUGCCAGGGGCUUGUGGAGGGCGUGUCAUAUCCUGCAUGUCACGGCAUCUGGGCCAAAUGGGCUCCGCCUCUUGAAAGAAGUCGAUUGGCAACAACAGCAUUCUGUGGUUCAUAUGCCGGAGCUGUUGUUGCAAUGCCUUUGGCUGGAGUCUUAGUCCAAUACACCGGAUGGUCCUCAGUGUUUUAUGUGUAUGGGACUGUUGGGAUAUUCUGGUAUCUUUUCUGGAUUUUGGUUUCCUAUGAGAGUCCAGCUGCUCAUCCAACCAUCUCACCAGAGGAGAGGAAGUAUAUUGAGGAUGCCAUCGGGGAAAGCACUGGCCUGGUCAACCCUCUGCAGAAAUUUAACACUCCCUGGCGACACUUCUUUACCUCAAUGCCGGUGUAUGCCAUCAUUGUGGCCAACUUUUGCAGAAGCUGGACAUUCUACCUGCUCCUCAUCAGCCAGCCCGCUUACUUUGAGGAGGUGUUUGGCUUUGAAAUCAGCAAGGUGGGGAUGGUGUCUGCACUUCCUCAUUUAGUGAUGACCAUCAUUGUGCCAAUCGGAGGACAACUUGCCGACUACCUGAGAACACAUAAUAUAAUGACCACAACGAAUGUCCGUAAACUCAUGAACUGUGGAGGGUUUGGAAUGGAAGCCACUCUACUCUUGGUUGUUGGUUUCUCACAUACCAAAGGAAUAGCCAUCUCCUUCCUUGUACUAGCUGUUGGCUUCAGUGGAUUUGCAAUAUCAGGGUUUAAUGUGAAUCAUCUUGAUAUUGCUCCACGUUAUGCCAGUAUCCUGAUGGGAAUCUCUAAUGGAGUGGGAACUUUGUCAGGAAUGGUGUGUCCUCUCAUAGUUGGAGCUAUGACCAAACAUAAGACACGUGAAGAGUGGCAAUAUGUCUUCCUCAUUGCAGCACUGGUGCAUUAUGGGGGUGUGAUCUUUUAUGGGAUCUUUGCAUCCGGUGAGAAGCAGCCAUGGGCGGAUGCUGAGAAUACCAGUGAAGAGAAGUGUGGCAUUCUGGGAGAGGACGAACUGGCCAACGAAACGGAAGAGCUGUACAGGACUGGUGGACAGUAUGGAGCUAUAAACAAUCCCCAUGCUGGUGGUCCGAAUGGAGGAGGUUCUGGGGCAGGAUGGGUAUCAGACUGGGAUAAAACAGAAGAAUAUGUUCACCCAGUCGGGACAAAUAGUUAUUUAUAUGCCGGAGAGGGAGAGAGAAAGAGAGCUCACAUAGUGGGAAGAAACAAAGUCGAUAUUUAAGAGUUAGAGGAAUAAAGAUCAAUGCAGAGUAAGUAAAUAGACACAGCGAGUGAGCGAAUAUGUGAGUGUGUAAAUAUACAAAUGAGUUUCCAAACUGAUGAUCAGAUUAUGUGAUGAUUGUUCUAUAAACAUACACGCUGAAGUGUGUGUGUGUGUGUGUGUAGACGUGAGUCAUUUGUGUGUCAGAUUGAGAAUACAGUGGUGCUCCGUGAAUUAUAUGUUCAGUAUUAUAGGCUUCCUGCCAAAAUCACUGUAAUGCACUUAAAACGACACAGUGGUGUUAGACAUGUUUAUGGUUGUGGUGUACGAGUAUACAGUAUAUGAGCUUUUGUGUGUGUGCUCAUGGUGAGUGUGUGUGUGUGUGUACUAUGCUCAGUUCCUUUUGUUUUAUCCAGUGCUUUAAAUGGUUUAAAAGGGUUCAAGCAAAUCUGUGGCUGUGUAGAUAUUCAUUUGAUCAUAAGUUUGUGCACUUACACACACAAACACAGAAAUAAAUAAAAUGCCAGGUGAAUUACAAGGAGUAAAUGCCGAAAUUCUGAGAUUCUAGAUCAGUGUGGGAAGUUGAUGGGUUGUAAUCUCAGCAUAUGCAGAUUUCUCCUCAUCAUGUACAUUUAGUCAAUGAGUGCAGUAUGAAUUUAGGGAACCAAUCAGUCUGGUCCUGCCCCAUAAUUUGAUGUUAUUCUGCUUCAUGUGUUAUAAUUUUUUUGCACUACUUUCCAGAACAUUUAAUUUGUUUCUUUCUUAUUUUGUUUUCCUAAAUGUAACUUGACUUGUCAGCACAAUAUGAACUAAACUAUAUAUAAAAAAAAAAAAACUAAAAAUGUUUCCCUUUGGAGAAAAAAAUUAAAUAAUAAUAAUAAUAUAAUAACAAUAAUAAUAAAAAAACUGUACAAAUUGUAUAUGUGAAAAUUCCCUGUGUAUAAUAAAACUACUUAAAUGUA
This is a messenger RNA of Cyprinus carpio (common carp), 2809 nucleotides long. RefSeq names its product vesicular glutamate transporter 1-like. The record is from RefSeq and is a predicted model, not a curated record. Gene Ontology annotation, molecular function: neurotransmitter transmembrane transporter activity; L-glutamate transmembrane transporter activity. Lineage: Eukaryota; Metazoa; Chordata; Actinopteri; Cypriniformes; Cyprinidae. Gene Ontology annotation, biological process: regulation of synapse structure or activity; monoatomic anion transport; synaptic transmission, glutamatergic. Gene Ontology annotation, cellular component: synaptic vesicle membrane; excitatory synapse.